Messenger RNA from Wickerhamiella sorbophila, 1491 nucleotides. Its product is annotated as Diacylglycerol O-acyltransferase 1. The transcript has a single exon. Gene Ontology annotation, biological process: triglyceride biosynthetic process. Bases 1 to 1491 code for a protein of 496 amino acids. Gene Ontology annotation, cellular component: endoplasmic reticulum membrane. Gene Ontology annotation, molecular function: diacylglycerol O-acyltransferase activity. The record is from RefSeq and is a predicted model, not a curated record. Lineage: Eukaryota; Fungi; Ascomycota; Dipodascomycetes; Dipodascales; Trichomonascaceae.
AUGUUAGGCUCGCACAAACCACAAACGAAUAUUUUAUCUGUAAAGAACCGGCAGCACAAUCGGACUAGGCUUGUAUUGCCUCACGAUGAAUUGCCCGCAGAGGAGCCGCGGUGUGAGCAGCCGGUGGAAGCGCCAGAUAACAAAACAUUGCCGGCUUCACCAAAACUGAUCCAUUCAAAGCCUCUACAUGUGGUGGGGUUCACUUCUUUGCUAUCCCGUUACCGCCGGCGCCCCGCUGUCAAGUGCGAUUGCGGCCGGCAGCUGGAGAGCCCGGGGCUGCGGUUUGAAGGCAUCAAGCACCUGUUGAUGAUUGUGCUCUUUCUGGGCAGCCUGAGACUGCUGUGGAUUGACUCACAAAUUAAGGGUAUCCGAUACGCAUUCCGGAAAGCCGGGUUCCAGUCGAAGGAUAUGAAAUAUUGCAUACUGCUUUUGGCCAUGAACCUUGUUUAUUUGCCCAUUGCGUUGAUAGUUGAGCGAAUUGCCGCCACUUCGUGCAAUCCCAACAAGCAAGAGUCGAAAUUGAGCCAGUGCCGAUGUAAAAUGGUCACUGCAGUACAUAUUCUCAAUGCCUCGACCUGCUUGAUCGGCUCCAGUCUUUUUUGUUACCAGUUCAUUUGGAACCCGUUGAUUGGCACCAUUUGUGAGUCCAACACCAUCAUUACAUUUUUCAAAUUGACAUCCUACUGUCUAACAAACACCGCGUUGAGAGAGAACCAUCACCUCGGCACGUCCGGGCCGGAGUACUACGGGUCGGUCCGCUAUCCAAACAAUCUCACCGCCAGAAACGCCGUCUACUUUUGGUUUGCACCCACCCUUAUUUAUCAGCCCGUGUAUCCGCGCACCGAGAGAAUCAGAUGGCAGGUAUUCUGGUCACUGGUCGGCGAAACCCUCGUGGGAUUGAUUUUUAUUUGGAUGCUCAGUUUGAAGCUGGCAGCUCCAAUCCUGAACGACACAAUGAUUCAUUAUGAGACUGGAAGUCUUCAGCUUGUGGACGACUUUAUCAAACUGUGCGCGGUCAACAUCACUAUCUGGCUGUUGGGAUUUUUUGUGAUUUUCCAAUCCGUCCUAAACCUGCUGGCUGAAAUCACUCGCUUCGCAGAUAGGGACUUUUAUCGCGACUGGUGGAACGCAGGAUGUCUGGGUACCUACUGGAGAGAUUGGAACAAGCCGAUCUCGAACUUUUUGCGAAGACAUGUCUACUAUCCUUUGCGAAGCCGCAAGGUUGGCAACUUGGCCGCAUCGAUCAUAGUGUUUUUCAUUUCGGCGGUCUUUCACGAACUGCUGGUCGGUGUUGCCACCAAGAACUUUAAUGGCGUCGCCUUCUUCUCAAUGAUGGCUCAAGUGCCAUUGAUCAAACUGACCGAGCCCUUGGAGAAAAUUCGUGGCCCUGGGACUACAAUUGGCAACUGUAUUUUUUGGCUAUCGAUUUUACUGGGACAGCCCACGGGGCUGAUCAUUUACUACGUCUCGUGGAGCUUGAAGCAUAAAUAG